Messenger RNA from Volvox carteri f. nagariensis, 1527 nucleotides. RefSeq lists its product as uncharacterized. NCBI's taxonomy places the organism in Eukaryota, Viridiplantae, Chlorophyta, Chlorophyceae, Chlamydomonadales, Volvocaceae. Gene Ontology annotation, cellular component: cytoplasm; membrane. The record is from RefSeq and is a predicted model, not a curated record. The transcript is spliced from 2 exons. The coding region runs from base 18 to 662 and encodes 214 amino acids.
UGGUAGAGAAGUUGGAAAUGGAGGACAACCGGGCCACCUCUGCUGAAACGAUUGUUGCUGAUGGAAAGAUUAACAGGAAACCAAAUGGAGGGCUUCUCGUGGUUUGCUGGAAGAGUUACAUCGAGGAGCUUAAGACACGUCCGCUACGGACAAAAUGUAUAACAUCUGCCUGCGUGGCGGGACUGAGCGACGUGGUGGCCCAACUCAUAAUUUCGGGCCACUACAAGAGCGUUAAGCGCACCUUGGCAGUCGCAUGCUUCGGCGCUCUCUACACGGGCCCAUCAGCGCACUAUUGGCAAAAAUUUAUGGAGCAAUUGUUCUCUGGCAGGAAGGACUUCAAAACCGUGUUGCAGAAGGUGCUUGUGGAUCAACUCACGUAUGGGCCCGUAUGUAACGUCCUGUUCAUGUCCUUUGCUACGCUGGUGCUGGAGGGCAAGCCUUUCAGCUUCGUCAGACAAAAGAUUGCGAAGGAUUACCCCGGCGUGCAGCUGAACGGGUGGCGACUCUGGCCCCUUGCGGCUUUAAUCAACUACCGCUUCGUCCCGCUGCAGUUCCGCGUGUUGUUCAUUAAUGUAGUGGCCUUCAUCUGGACUACUUUCCUGCUGCUCAAGGCAAAGCGGGCGCAGGCGCUGCAGGUCAUAGCCAAGCCGGCCGCGGCUUAAUUAGCUUUCCAUGAGCAGGCUGCGCACAAGGUGGACAGUCGUUCACCAGCUCCACGACUUCCAUCGGGCAGCAGGAGGCGAGGUUCAACGACCCGAGGUUCAACUCCUAGUGUCCUCGUGGCUCGUAGCUGUUUUUGCAAUGGGCGUGGAUUUAUAGGUAAAAACACUUGUUCUUGUACCAUUCAUUACCUGUAAAGUUAUUCUUACAAGCAAUACAUGUGCGAUACGACCAUGUGGGUGUGCCGCUGACCGUUUUGUGAAAGCUACCGGCGGAGUGUGUUUGCCGGUAUAAGACGCGUGCGAUGGGAAGGACAGAACGUGACAUGCCUAUCACGUGACACGACACCUUUUUCAUGAUGUGCGGGGUCGUAUCUGUGUCUGUCGCUGUAUCGGAUGUGUUUUUCGCGCGAUGCCAGUUUGUCAUUUGAUGACAGCUUGCAGUACUUGCUGCAUUUUGAUAGUUGUAUGCGCAUAUAUGGCCAUGCUAUUUACGCCUGUACGCCUGUAAUUUUGAAACGAAGAAAUAGUGCUAAUCGGUGGCGCAGCCCUUGACUGCCGGAAGUGUGUCGGUGCAAGUCGACCUUCUGUCGUCAAGCACAUUAGCGCUCGUGCUGCUCGCCUAUGAGGGUCUUUGACGGUAUGCAUAUCGACGACUUAGCUCAGAUGAUACGGCUGCACUGGUCGUGUCAUGCUUCUUUGGCCGCCCCUUGAAUUAGACAGCGUGCCCCGGGGGCUUUGUCCGGUGACGCUGGGUUCGUGCUUGAGCGAACAUCGAUACUGCAAUUCCCGUUAAGCAUGUGUUUUUAAUCCUGAUCUGCUUAGGUACCGACAAAUGGUGCUUUUCACUGUAAUACCCUUUAUGGUC